AUGCCUCCGCGCCUGGGCUUUCGCAAGUCCCGCAAUGGGUGCCUCAAGUGCAAAGAACGUCGCGUCAAGUGCGACGAGCAGCUCCCCUGCUCGGCGUGUGUGAGGCACGGCAUCGAGUGCAGCCUCGUCGCGUCCAGGGCCUCGAGCGAGAUGCGCGGGGAUCCGAGCCUGAUGUCGUCAUCGGAAAGCCCUCAGUCGCGGUUCGAGGGCGAUCCCUUCUCCGUCUUCGACAGCUCUGCCGCCAGGCUGCAUGGCCAAGAGCCCGACGUGCAAUGGCGCAUCGAUCUGGAGCUGAUGCACCAUCUGACCUCCGUCACCUGGAACACGUUCCCCAAAGGACCCGGUCGCCAAGAGAUCUGGCAGGUCGCCCUCCCGCGGCUGGCGCUGGAGCAGGGCAACGAGUUUGUCCUUCACCAGCUCCUUGCCGUGGCAGCAUACCACAUGGCCUUCCUGCAUCCUGACGACCAUGUGCGCCAUGCUGUGCGAGCCUCGCAGCAUCAAGACAGCGCGAUUCAGGGCCUGAGGACAGCAAUCGCCAACAUCAACGAAACCAACUGCCACGCCAUAUUCGCGACCGCGUCGAUCCUGACCAUCAGCGCCUUUGCUUCACACUCCAUGGGCAUGGCGCAAGACCUGGGGCCGCCCACGCUAGACAGUCUGAUUGAAGUCUUCUCGCUUGUCCGUGGGGUGCAUAGAAUCCUCAACAGCUGGGAAAAUGUCAUUUUCAAAGGACCCUUGGGACAGCUACUGGAUCUUGGUGUCCACGACUCCGAAUCACCUCUGCUCUCAGCGAUCCUGCGUGAGCUUGAAGAAUUCGCCGCAUCCAACAGCCCUCACUUCGGGGCACAUUCCCUGAUAACGUGCAUCAAGUUUGCGAAUUUGAAAGGCUACGAUUCAGAGCUGCGAGUCGUCAACAUGUGGGCCAUCUACUUCAGCCACGAAUUCUUCAAUUCCCUUUACACACGCGAGGUUCCCACCAUGGAGGCGCUCAACUACUACGUUCGCAUUUUGGAGGCCGUUGAGUCCAACCACUGGUACCUGACGGGCUGGAGCAGCGGCGUGCGCAGAGAUAUAGAGACGACCAAAUGA
Messenger RNA from Clonostachys byssicola, 1089 nucleotides. The record is from the annotation of a GenBank genome assembly. Lineage: Eukaryota; Fungi; Ascomycota; Sordariomycetes; Hypocreales; Bionectriaceae.